CCGCUUGUCCGUUCGUCCCUAGAAGCACGUCGCUGUAUUGGCUUCGUGCAGGUAACGGUGGAGAAGAAAUGGCAUCAGCUCUGUCUCGAGCCCUCAAACUGCCCGGAAAGAAGGGCUCAGAGCUGGGUGAGUAUGACCCUCUGACCCAAGCAGACAGUGAAGACGAGAGUGAGGAAGAUGACCUUGUGCUCAGCUAUCCCCGGAACGGCCUGGGUCGGGACAGCUGUCUCGGCCCUGGCAGCAGCAGGUCUGGCAGAUUUGUCGGGGCAGUAGAUGAAAUGCUGGAUGAAGAGGAUGAUGAUGAUGACUGGAGAGAGCAUGUUCCAAGCCUGGAGGGAGACGACCUGAAGGACAUGCAGUACCGAGACCAGAGGCGGGGGUCUGGGUCUCUUGUCGGGGUACACGCCACAGACACUGAUGCCAAGAAGAUGAGAAUGAAAGAUAUUGUUCGUAUAGCUGCUUUCCUUGUGCCACUGGUGUGUGCUACACUCCUGGUGCUGCUCUGUGCAUUUCUGAUUCCGUGUCAGAAAGGAAAACUUCGGCCGCAGUGGGAGAGAGCAUUUGGAGCAGGAGGUAUCACUCCCCCUGCCCUGGCAUUGUGGGAUGUGAGCGAUGAUUCUGUAGAGGAUGUUUUAUUGGGAGUAACUGAAUCGCCCACGUUAGGAAAUAAAGUUUACAGUGCUGUGGCCCUAUCUGCUGUAAGUGGGCAGAUUAUAUGGAAGAAACCCAUGCGUGAGAGGGUGAUGUACAUCCAAUGUGGACUGCAGAUCAGUGCUCAGAAGUCACAAGUCUGUCUCCUCAUCAGCAAAUCCAUUUUAAUGGCAGUUAAUGGAACAACAGGGAUGAGUCUGUGGUCGGUGCAGCUCAAGAGCAUUGAAUCUCAGGUUGUUUUACUACCAGAUCUUCAGGGAGAUUCGAUCCCAGAUCUGCUAAUAUCCACCCUACCUGCAGAUACUACUAUGGAUCUGUCUUUCACAUUAAUUUCUGGACAGACAGGGGCAAAACUUGGACGUUCAGUACCUUUUAACAUAUCUGGCCAAGGAAAGCUGAUUGGUCCACUGCUGCAUAAAACCCAAGAGGCAUAUUACAUCUUAUUUGGAUUAGGUAACAUCAAAGCUAUAUCGCUAUGUGACCUAUACAUUCAUGCUACUGGUAAAAUGCCUUCAAACCAAGAGCUCAGAAAGAAGGAUCCAGGAUGGGAGGGACUCAAGGCCAGAACCAAUUCCUCCACUUUGAUACACAUUUUUGGAGGAGCAGAAGAUGUUACGUUCCUGUAUCCCCAUGUGGUUGGUUAUGAUAGUAACCACAACAACCUAGACACACUCUCCAACCAGAACAGCACCAAAAGUGACUGGGUUCUCGUGUAUGGCUCCAGUAAACUGUCAGUGCUCAGGCAGAAGGAUCUAAGGAAAGACUGGACCUUCACUUCGCCUCUUAUUCAUAGCCAACCGACCUCUGGGCAUUUCAAUGAUGAUGGAGUCCUGGACAUUUUUCUCCAACAUUCAGCAAAUGGGGUCAUGAAGGUUCAGAUCAUUGAUGGAGCAAGUGGCCGUCUCCUGUGGUCGGCAGAGUUUGCAUGUCCUCGUCUGGAUUUGGGCUCUACUACGAUGUCCACCUCAUCGGGCCAAUCUGCUUUCCUCUUCUGGGCCAGUGAACCCAUCAGACCACAGAAGAAUGUUACCAAGACAACAGUCCCGCCUGGUGUUGCUGCAGGAGAACCUCUUAUUAGAAAACUGUUUCUCCUGCACCCUACGUAUCCCACUGUCGUUUUGGAGCUGAACAGCACCACUGACACUGCAGUAACUUCAGCAGUGACAUUUGAUGAGGUCCAGGAAGAUGCCUCCUACAUUACAGUGUCUUCCCAACCUACUCCUGGAUCCAGGCCCAUUGCUUGUGUGGUGAAAAUCAUGAGCCUCAAAGCUGCAAUCAUCAAAGCAAAAAUGGUCAGACUAAAUGAAAACAAAACACAAGAAAGCUCUGUCAAACCAAGUGCAUUUGAGGUUAAUACUUUUUUCAGACGCCUGUCUUUUAAGCACUGAAAGAAAAAAAAAUGUGAUGGGAAUCUUUGGGAUGCUUUGUAGCAGCUAUAAUAGCCUGUUGUGUUCAACUUGAUUCUUCAGAUAAUUGCACUAAAGAUGAACUAAUUUUUAAGUUGUUUACAUUUACUUGCAUCGUUAUUAUUUUAUAUUAUUGAGUUGUAGUAAGCUAUGUCAUAUAGAAUUUGUUUUUCAAUAUAAUGUUAUUAUCUAAUGUGUUGUAUACAUUUUUUUGUGUUCACUGAUUGUGACAUAUUGACUGGAUGGCAACAAAUGGUACAAUUUGAUGAAGCACAAAAAUGAACUCAGUCACUGAUCGAAAUGGUCAGCAAGAUGUAUGUGAUUGACUACUGCACAGAAAGCUGACUGUACACCACUAGAUAAUUGUAAAUGUGUAAAUAUGUACAGUAUUUAUUUGUUUACGUUAAACAUCUUAAUCUAAAUUGCAGAUUAUCAUUUUCGUUUUGUUAGGAUUAUCAUUAAUCUGUAAUCAGAAUGUGGCUGCUAAAUGUGCUGGAACUCAUCUCUUUGCUGAUACAUUUUGUACUAUAUUUCAACUUAAUUUAUUAAA
Messenger RNA from Boleophthalmus pectinirostris (great blue-spotted mudskipper), 2607 nucleotides. RefSeq names its product family with sequence similarity 234 member B (gene fam234b). The transcript has 12 exons. Lineage: Eukaryota; Metazoa; Chordata; Actinopteri; Gobiiformes; Gobiidae. The record is from RefSeq and is a predicted model, not a curated record. Bases 69 to 2039 code for a protein of 656 amino acids.